Aspergillus sclerotioniger CBS 115572 is the source of this 1626-nucleotide messenger RNA. RefSeq names its product putative extracellular endoglucanase/cellulase (gene egl3). The record is from RefSeq and is a predicted model, not a curated record. The transcript is spliced from 5 exons. Bases 1 to 1626 code for a protein of 541 amino acids. Gene Ontology annotation, biological process: glucan catabolic process. Gene Ontology annotation, cellular component: extracellular region. NCBI's taxonomy places the organism in Eukaryota, Fungi, Ascomycota, Eurotiomycetes, Eurotiales, Aspergillaceae. Gene Ontology annotation, molecular function: cellulose binding; hydrolase activity, hydrolyzing O-glycosyl compounds.
AUGAGAAUCAGCAACUUGAUCGUUGCGGCCUCUGCCGCCAGCAUGGUGCACGCUCUCCCCAAGCGCGAGAUGAAGAAGCGGGACUCUGGCUUCAAGUGGGUCGGUGUCAGCGAAUCUGGUGCUGAGUUCGGCUCUGCCCUCCCCGGCACCCUGGGAACUGACUACACCUGGCCCGAUACCUCCAAGAUCGAGGUCCUGCGCAACAAGGGCAUGAACAUCUUCCGUAUCCCCUUCCUCAUGGAGCGUCUGACCCCCGACGGUAUCACCGGUUCUUUUGCUUCGACUUACCUGUCGGACCUGAAGUCGACUGUCGAAUACGUUACCAACAGCGGAGCCUACGCUGUCCUCGACCCCCACAACUACGGAAGAUUCGAUGGAAGCAUCAUCACCUCCACCUCCGACUUCAAGACCUGGUGGACUAACGUUGCCACCGAGUUCGCCUCCAACGACAAGGUCAUCUUCGACACCAAAACAGACAACGAGUACCACGACAUGGAGCAGUCCCUGGUUCUGGACCUUAACCAGGCUGCCAUCAACGGUAUCCGUGCCGCUGGUGCCACCACUCAGUACAUCUUCGUCGAGGGUAACGCCUACACCGGUGCCUGGGACUGGACUACCAACAACGAUGACCUGUCCACUCUGACCGACAGCGAGGACAAGAUCAUCUACGAGAUGCACCAGUACCUCGACUCCGACAGCUCCGGUACCUCGGAGACCUGUGUCAGCUCCACGAUCGGCAAGGAGCGUCUUGAGAGCGCCACUGAGUGGCUGAAGACCAACAGCAAGAAGGGUGUCAUCGGUGAAUUCGCCGGUGGUGUCAACUCCGUCUGUGAGGAGGCUGUUGAGGGCAUGCUUGAGUACAUGUCCGAGAACUCCGACGUCUGGGUUGGUGCUUCCUGGUGGUCUGCCGGUCCCUGGUGGGGAACCUAUAUGUACAGUCUGGAGCCUACCUCCGGUCCCGCCUACUCGACCUACCUGCCCAUCCUCGAGAAGUACUUCCCCAGCGGUGAUGCUUCUUCCUCCAGCUCUGCCUCGGUCUCCGUCGCUGCUGCUACCUCCGCCGCCUCCGCCACCUCCGCUGCCACCUCGGCUGUUUCCACCACUGCCGCCGCUGCCAUCACCACCCCCGAGGUUCAGGUCCACCAGGCCACCUCUUCCGCUCAGUCCAGCGCUUCCAGCGCCUCCAGCUCUACCAGCGCCCGCAAGUCCAAGUCCGUUGGCCCUUGCAAGCUGUCUAGCGCCACCUCUAGCGCCGUCUCCAGCGCUGCCGCUGCCACCACCCCUGUUGCCGUUCCUACCACCCCUGUUUCCGUCCCUAGCGUCGCUUCUACCACGGUUGUUGCUCCUACCACGGUUGUCGCUCCCACCACUGUUGCUGUUGCUGCUACCACUUCCGCUGCCGUUAUCCCCAGCAAGGCCUCGACCUUCGUCUCCAGCGCUGUUGCUAGCAGCAGCGGUGUCGUCGGUGUCAGCGACCCCCAGGGUGCCCAGGCCACCAACUCUGCCGGUCAGGUGAAGCAGUACUACCAGUGCGGUGGUAUCAACUGGACUGGUCCUACCGUCUGCGAGAGCCCCUACACGUGCGUUGUCCAGAACGACUACUACUACCAGUGUGUCUCUGAGUAA